AUGCAGACAGAAACCUCCAUCGCAUCGCCAGAACCACCGGACAUCAAGUCCGUGUUCGUCGCUUUAGCGGGCUGCGGAAUCUUGCUCCUCAUGAUGCUUUCCUGGUCUGCCUUCGCGCUGAGCAAAGCCAGCGUUUUCCGCAGUGCUCCCAGCGCCGUCUCUGAUACGCCAACGCGGCAGGUCGUCAACGCCUCUCCAGAGCCGCAGAUUCUUAAAGACUACUCUCGUCCAGCACACGCUCUCAUAUCUCGCUCCAAGACUGGCAACCUCGGCGGCCGCUUCGCCCUUUUCCCGGCCGAGUACUACUACAACAACAGCCACAAGUACCUGUGCUUCUACCAGGCGACGGCGGAACGGCUCGAGGCGUCGGGCAUCGUGUUCGAACUGUCCCUUUUCCCGUACCACCUGUGCACGCAUGCCGUCUUCUGCUGCGCCGCGGUGAACGCCACCACCUUUCGUAUCGAGGCACCGGAUGAGGCCCAGAAGUUCGCCUUCUACCUGCAGACACGCAACCCGUACAUCAAGGCGGUGCUGGGCAUUUCGGGGAAGGUGAGCGCCUCACUGCUGGACAACUCUUGGACCUUCCUGGAGGGCAGCGUCACCUGGCUCCGCUCGCGUCGCUACGAGGGGCUCGUACUCGCCUGGCAGCAGACUCUGGAAUCGCUGGACGCGCGCAGGAAGUACGGUGACUUGCUGGAGCGCGUGGGCCGCCGCUACUUCAGGGAGAACCUGAGCUUGAGCGUGGUCCUUGACGCGUCCGAUAACUCAAAGACGGCCCUGGACGUUGGGGAGCUGGACUUGAUGCUGCCGACCAACUACAGCAUCCUCGUUCAUCCAAUCGUCAGCGACCCUCCGAUCGUUCGUUCGGACAAGAUCGAAGAGCGCGACGCGGUCGUGUACGAGCGGCAGCGUCUUUACAGGACCCUGAAGGCGCUGCAGUCGGCUCUGCAGCGAUACCGCCCAGGAAGCGGCAUGUACAAGAUGUGCUACGUGCUGUCGUUCGCCGGAUCCUCGUACAAGUUCUGGGACCGAAACACGACUGGCGUGGAGGAAAUCGUGUUCGGUCCGGGAGACGCGGGUCCCAGUACCAGGACUCCGGGCAGUCUCGCCUAUUACGAGAUCUGCAACGAGAUUUGGGACUCGAGCAAGGUGUUUGAGUACGGCGUCGUGUCGCAGCGGGAGGACAAUCUGGUCGCUCAUCUCUCAGAGUUUGUCGUUCCCGUGCUCGCCAAGUACUUACACGAUGUGCUCGAGGCGAGGUGCUUUGGAGUCUGGAACCUGUGGUUCGACGACUUCGCUGGCUCCUGCGACAUGGGUCCUUACCCGCUCAUGAGGAACUUAUUCGGACUCUUCGGCGACUAG
Molecule: messenger RNA, 1362 nt
Organism: Ixodes scapularis (black-legged tick)
Lineage: Eukaryota; Metazoa; Arthropoda; Arachnida; Ixodida; Ixodidae
Product: chitotriosidase-1-like
Exons: 1
Coding region: 1-1362 (453 amino acids)
Biological process (GO): chitin catabolic process
Cellular component (GO): extracellular region
Molecular function (GO): chitin binding; chitinase activity
Source: RefSeq, a predicted model, not a curated record